UUUGGUGAUAUUUUUCGUUUGAUAAACGAAUUUCCACUGUCAUUAUUUCGGACUGCGGUUCUCCGGGACUGUUCUAAUUAUAUGACCGUAUUGGGUAACCGAGCUUCGCCUGUAGCUCUUCUAGGUUUACCGCCGGUCUCAAGCCUGAGUAAAGGAAGAGGGUUGGACAUGAGGUCAGAAACCCCGCCCCGUAGAAAACAACUUUGCCAAAAAAACCUAACCAGAAUAAAUAAAUUGGACCAUUUAAAUUUUGCCUUGAUAGUUGGACGAUCUUCAUUCAGAAGAAUUGUGGAGCCACAUGGUGAAAGCCAAGAUUCUCCGAAAGUUACGAGGCCAAUGUCCCCUUCUAACAACCAGAGCAGCGAUUAGUAUAGGUACAUGGAAUGUCCGGACAAUGUGAGAGACCGGGAAGACCAAUCAAUUACCUACGGAAAUGAGGAGGUACAACUUGAUGGUGCUCAGAAUCAGUGAAACCCAUUGAACCCAAGCUGAACAGCAAAGUUUGAAUUCAAGAAAGAUGCUUCUGUACUCUGGUCACAAAGAGGAAGAUGAUCCACACACUCGAGGAGUUGCUGUGAUGCUGUCCGUAGGAGCACAAAGUUCACUUGUAGGAUGUGAAUCUCAUGGAUCCAGGGUCAUCAGGGCAUCACUAAAAACAAUCAAUGAGAGGAUCACGAUGAAUUUUACUCAGUGCUAUGACCACACCAAUAAUAACAGUGACGACACUAAAGACCAUUUUUACGAGAGUCUGUAAUCGAUCGUAGAUAAGACCCCAAGAAUGAUGUGACCAUCCUGAAGGGAGACUUAAGGUAUUGGACAGAGUGUUAUCCAACCGAAUGAAAGAUUCAGUGGGUGCCCAACUUUAGGAUCAACACACCGGAUUGCGUAAGCAUCGGUCGUGAGCAGACCAAAUUGUGAACUACGGAUCAUUUUUGAACGAUCAAUUGAAUGGAACUCGUCACUACUUAUCAACUCCAUUGACUUUGAGAAGGCGCUUGACAGCGUGGAUCGAAGAACCUUAUGGAACCUCCUUAGACACUGUGGUGUACCUGAGAAGAUUGUCAACAUCAUCUGGGAUUCAUAUGAAGGACUACGCUUCAAAGUCGUGGAUAGAGGAAUGCUGGCAGAUGCGUUCCAAGUGAUGACUGGAGUCAUACAAGGCUGCUUACACUGCCCCUUCCUAUUUUUUCCGGCAGUUGAGUGUAUUAUGAAAACCUUCGUUGAAGGGGAAGCACGGAAUACGAUGGACAGGUUGCAUGCAACUGAACGAUCGGGACUUUGCAGAUAACCUAGCUCUUCUACCCCGUAUACACCAGCAAAUGCAGGUGAGGACAGCCAGUGUAACAACAACAUCUGUCUGUAGCAUUAGGGCUCAAAAUACACCAGGGAAAAAGCAAGAUCCUGAAAUAAAACACGGAGAACACUAAUUCAGUCACACUUGACGAAUCGACUCUGCAAGAUGUGGAAAAGUUCACUUAUCUGGGCAUCAUCGUCUAUUAACAAGAGGGAUCUGAUGCAGACAUAAAGGCAAGAAUUGAACAUAUGGAACUCAAAACAACUUUCAACCAACAUGAAUGUCAGAGCUGGGAUCCUCUCAGUUAAAGCAGUUCUGAAUUUGAAGACGAAUGUGAAUGAUGAUUACAGCCAUUAGCUUCUGUUCUCAACCACAUCUAAUACUGUUUCAAGCUGAUGAGUUGCACUAUCUGUCGGACCACAACCAGUAAGUUGUGACUGACCGAUCGAUGUCAGUUACAUACGGCUUUGUUUUAUAUCCCUGUACCAUCUCAUAAGCUGUAACAUUGUAAACUACAUGAUCUUUUUUAUUAUGUUUUCUGUUACAAAAAUGUAAUUAAAAUGCAGUGAUCCCUUUUCGUCUCUCCAGGAUAAUUGCACAUUUACGUUAUGAGAAUUCUGUGGGUGUAGAGUUUUUGGAUGUUGGUGUUUCAGGUGUUAGUCUAUGGCAUAAAAUGCCUCCUGAACUAUGAGAUUGUAACAGCUUAAGUUGAUUGGUUAAGAGUUGACCUCAAACAGCAUUCUCACUGACUUACCUUGACAUUAGAUUGUAAUAUGGUUUCUGUCAGUUGAUUGUCGUCUAGUUGUGAUAAUGGUUUGUGUGUAAUAACUGGGUGUUGUGAAUUUCGUAAACACUAACUGUGAUCAACAACAGACUUUUGUAGUAGGUGUUACCUGAAACCCUUUCAGAUUAUGAAUACUAUGUACUAAUUGUACCUUUUUCUUAACUUUCAAGGCAACGAGAAUCUCUUUUGUUGCUUGCCUCAGACCCACUUCCAUAUUUUUUCCUGUGUAUUCAGUUAAGUAUUUGUCGAAAUCGCCGAUGACCUCCAACAUAAAUCAUACAAAUGAACAACUUCCUUGUACAGAAAAUUACUCGGAGUUAAAAGAAGUUUUGAAACCGUGCGGUAAACUUCCGCCGACAAACGACAUAAAAUUGGAUCGAUCUCACUUUAAACGUAAAGUCCCAAUGAUAUUCGUCGGUAUUCAAUGUGAUAAACAUGUCAAGACGUCUUUAGAGAAGUUGAAACCAUUUUUCUGUCCUUUUAUCCGACUACCUAAAAUAUCUAAGACUUAUUGUGUGGUUUUACUAGGCUAUUCCAAGGGUUUUCUGUUGCGCGCCUUCCAAUGUUGUCGUGACUGUAAACUCAGAAGUGAAUAUUGUAGAAUGGGGGAUCUUAACCUUCUAAAACCAUAUGCCGUUUUUGAACAACUAUUUGAGCAGAAGAUUAGAAUAGAAGACAGGGAUUGUCUCGAGUUUGCUGAUAUAAACAUCGCUGCUGGUGUCUUAACCUCCUGUCAUGGUUCAGCUCUUGUCAAAGUCGGAAAAACUCAGGUGAUUGCAGGUGUAAAGGUCAAGGUAAUUCCAGAAAGUGGAAACUCAGGCAACAUAACCUGCAAUGUCGAGUUUGCUGGUCUCUGUCAUAGAGGUUCACGUUUAAAUGCUCCACAACCUAAGUAUGCACAGUGGCUAUCUUCUACAAUCCAAAGACUCCUGAAUAAUUUUGCAUUUCCAUCUAUUGAAAACCAGCUAAACAUAUUCUCAAUAAAUGACCCAAACACACUUACACCGGUAGCUUCUUACACUUUGAAGCUCGAUAUCUUCAUCCUUCAUGACGACGGGUGCUUACUGGAUGCUUGUGUCCCCGCUGCACUUGUUAGUCUUUAUACAACAAAGUGGACAAAGUUAUAUGCAGUUACGGAUGAACAAGCUGCGGGGUCCUAUUUAGAAUUAUAUAAACCAGGAUCACAAAAUGAGACAAAAUCCUUAAAAAUGAAUGAAUGGCCUGUUUCACUGUCUUUCUGCUUCGUUCCUCGUCCGGUUACUGAUAAAAAGUCAGAGACAGUCCCUAUUAUUGCCCAACCAACGAAACGAGAGUUAGAUAUUUGGGAUACGGAUGCUGGUCCAGUACACAUAACUGUUUCUCAGGGUGCUGUCGUCGAUCUUUCUGUGGUUAAUGCAUUUUUAACGGGUCUUUGGGACGGUUUAUUUGUAGCGAGUGCAAAUGAAAGUGAUGUAGUCAACGCAUGGGAAGUUUUGUUUGAGUCUGCCGUUUCUCACGCUCAGAAAGUUCUACAGAUAAUCCAAAAGGCAGUAAACUAGUUUGUGUAGUUCACGACAAUUAUAUUAUAGCUACUGAAUGCAGGUGUUUCCAUGGAGAUAUCCAAAGGUAAACCCAUUAGCAUAUCCAACCUUCACAGUCCAGAUAUACCAAGCUUCAUAAACACUUAACGGAAUUUCUAGAUUCUAGGUGUUAUACACUCCAUCAUUUCACAAUCAGACUAGCCCUCUUAAGACCCUGAAGAUGGUCCAUACUGGAUGAAUUUACUUUGACUUUCACUGUACGAUGAUCGCUUUUGUCAACCAUAGUAAUUAAUUCUUUCUAUAUAUCAGUUUUUUAAGAUUGUUAAAAUUAUUGUUUUUAAUACUCUGCUUUUGUCGUUAAUUUUCCCUUAGCGUAAUGUGCCUGAAGUUUGAUAAUAUAUAUCAGAUCGUACAUUAUUGAGUUUAAGAUUUUUUUCAGUAAACAAUUAUGUGCAACGUAAUAAUGUAAUGAAACAAAAACCUAUGGUUUAAAUAUAUCAUUUCAGUAUCUUUUUGUUUAUUCAUAUUCAGAAACAAGAAAUUUUUGUUUACCGAUUAUGUAUUAAUAUUUAUGUUCUUAUUACCGUAUAUUGUAGAAAGUUUUCUGUUUUAAUGUUGAAAUUAGUCGAAUACGAUUCUUUACUUAGUAUUAUCCGAUAUAACUGAUACUAAAGUUACUUAACUUGAUUUGAAUUUUGUUAUUGAGUAAAAGCAAGCAAUUAUAUACGGAACAUAUUUACCGGGAUUAUGUAAUAUGAUUUAAACUUGUUAGAAUAGGAGAAUAUUUUUUGAAUAAUGUUUUUUGCUUCUAUAAUAAAUUAAUUGACGAAUUGCUAUUUUCUUCAGAAAAGUUUUGGACCUUGAUAUAUUUUGUACAAAAA
This is a messenger RNA of Schistosoma spindalis, 4479 nucleotides long. NCBI's taxonomy places the organism in Eukaryota, Metazoa, Platyhelminthes, Trematoda, Strigeidida, Schistosomatidae. The record is from the annotation of a GenBank genome assembly.